AUGGAUUUGACCAACUGUACGAGAGUGGUAGAGUUUAUCCUGGUUGGAUUGCCAAGAGUUUGGGGACUCGAAGGUUUGAUGCAUGCUGGCAUCUUUCUGCUCUACCUCCUGUGUCUGAUGGGCAAUGGGCUCAUCAUUGUGGUGGUAAUUCUGGAUCACCAUCUCCAGAAGCCCAUGUAUUUCUUCCUUAGCAACCUAUCUUGCAUUGACAUUGGACACACCACAGCCUUUAUUCCUAAACUGCUGGUCAAUUAUGUCUCUGCAAACAAUUCCAUCUGCUUCUACUGCUGCAUAACACAACUGUACUUCUACUUUCUCUUUGGGGUCACAGAAUUUUUUAUCAUGACUUUGAUAUCCUUGGACAGGUACCUCGCUAUCUGCUAUCCCCUGAGGUAUGGUACAAUCAUGACUUCUGGGGUCUGCCUUAAACUAGCAAUAGGUGCCUGGUUGGGAGGUUUUUUCUCCAUUCUUUAUCAGAUAGUGAUGAUAGCAGAGCUACCCUACUGUACGUCCAAUGUUAUCAACCAUUUCUACUGUGAUGUGGGACCCGUGCUGAAGAUUGCAGGAGGAGAUAUACAAGUCAUUGAAGUGCUUGGUUUUCUAGUUACGGUGGUUGUGAUUAUGUCCUCCUUGCUUUUCACCCUCAUUUCUUACCUCUUCAUCAUUUCCACCAUUCUCCGAAUGUCUUCAACCACCAGACAGCAGAGGGCCUUUUCUACCUGUGCUUCACACCUGAUUGUAGUCUGCAUUUUGUACGGGUCAGUCUUUUUUGUCUAUUUAAGACCUACCGUCAAGAACUCUUCCUUCAGUAGGUUGAAGUCUGUCUCCAUACUGUACACCAUGGUCGCCCCGGUGUUAAAUCCUUUCAUUUACACCAUUAGGAACAAUGAAGUCAAGGAGGCAGUGAGGAAACUUUUAGAAAGAAAGGCUCCAGGUCUCCCAGAUCUCUUAGCAUAG
Protobothrops mucrosquamatus (brown spotted pit viper) is the source of this 957-nucleotide messenger RNA. RefSeq names its product olfactory receptor 6X1-like. Gene Ontology annotation, molecular function: olfactory receptor activity; G protein-coupled receptor activity. Gene Ontology annotation, cellular component: membrane. The coding region runs from base 1 to 957 and encodes 318 amino acids. The record is from RefSeq and is a predicted model, not a curated record. Lineage: Eukaryota; Metazoa; Chordata; Lepidosauria; Squamata; Viperidae. Gene Ontology annotation, biological process: G protein-coupled receptor signaling pathway. The transcript has a single exon.